Plasmodium malariae is the source of this 4578-nucleotide messenger RNA. RefSeq names its product mRNA-decapping enzyme 2, putative (gene DCP2). The transcript has a single exon. The record is from RefSeq and is a predicted model, not a curated record. The coding region runs from base 1 to 4578 and encodes 1525 amino acids. Gene Ontology annotation, molecular function: RNA binding; 5'-(N(7)-methylguanosine 5'-triphospho)-[mRNA] hydrolase activity; manganese ion binding. Gene Ontology annotation, cellular component: cytoplasm. Gene Ontology annotation, biological process: deadenylation-dependent decapping of nuclear-transcribed mRNA; nuclear-transcribed mRNA catabolic process, nonsense-mediated decay. NCBI's taxonomy places the organism in Eukaryota, Apicomplexa, Aconoidasida, Haemosporida, Plasmodiidae.
AUGUUUUACCAUUUGGUCGACAAAAUGUAUUUAGUAAAAGACAUAAAUAAUAAAAUGCAUAAAAAUUUGCAAAAUAAGUAUUCUAACAACAGUACAAAGGGAAAGAAAAUAUUUAGUGCACACAGAAUAAAGCAACUAGCCAAGGAUAAGAAGUUAUUAGAUGAUGCUUUAUUAGAUUGUUAUGGAAGGUUCAUAGCUUUACUUCCAGAAUUUCUAUUAAAAGAUCAUGUACAUUUGUAUUUUCAAAUUCAAGAAGCAUAUUGGUGGUAUGAUGAUAUGUGGCAAGAUAAAUAUCCAGAUAAAUUACCAAAAUUAAGUUUAAAAACUUUUGGUUAUUUAAUAUGUGAUGAUUGUCCAAUAUUGAAGAAGUAUGUACCUCGAUCAGCUCAUGAAAAAUUUUCAUUAAAUUGGAGAAGAUAUUGUAGAACUAUUCCAUUAAGAGGAGCCAUUCUGUUAAAUCAUAAUUUAAAAAAAUGCUUAUUAGUUAAAGGGUGGAGUACCGAUAGCUGGUCCUUUCCAAAAGGAAAAGUCGAUGAAUUAGAAGAAGAUUCAGUAUGUGCAUGUAGAGAAAUUUAUGAAGAAAUAGGUAUAGAUAUUUUCCCAUAUAUAGAUGAACAAGUGUUUAUUAAAACACAUAUUGAAGAUCAACCAGUAAAACUUUUUAUUAUUCCAGGUGUAAAGGAAGAUACGAAAUUUCAACCGAAAACAAGAAAAGAAAUUGGAGCCAUUCGAUGGUUUGAAAUAGAUAAACUUCUUGAAUAUAAGGAUGUGAAAGGAAAAAGUGAUAUUUUUUUUCAUAAUAAAAAGGAACGUAUAAAUGUUUCUUUUGUUUAUCCAUUUAUGCCAAACUUAAUAAAAUGGAUAGAUAUUCUAAAAAGAGCUGUUAAUGAAAAGGCUUUAAAAAAAGAAAAUUCCUAUGAAGCAAGUAGUAUACUAGCAUAUAAAUAUCAGAUUACUGGUAUUGAUAACAGUACUAUUGAAAAACUUCAAAAUGUUGAUUUAAAUAACAAGGAAAUUUUAAAAAGAGAAUUAUGUAAAAGUGAUGAUGAUUUAGUAGAAAUUGAUGAUGAUACUGAAAAAGUAUUAAAAGAUAUGAGUACAGUUGUAAAUCUAGUGGAUUUUACUUCGAAUAUAAAUUAUAACAAUUUGAAUAGUAAUCCUAAAAUUGUGAUAAAUUUUAAUGAGAAAAAAAUGGACCACCUCGAGAAUAAGACAAAUGAUUUAUAUGCUUAUGAAGAAAAAAACAACAUUUUUGGUAAUAUAAACUACAGUGAUGAUAUUUUAAAUAGCGAGUGUACAAAUAGUGAGUACCAUAUGAUUGUUAACAAUAUUUUUAACGGACAUAGUAACCAAAAUGGUAAUAGUAGCAGUGGUUAUUGCACUAAUAGUAAUAAUAAUAAUAACAAUAAUGACAGUAACAAUAAUAACAAUAACAAUAGGAAUAGCAAUGUGAUGAUGAUAGACAAACGGAACAGUUCCCUCAGUAAUUUAAACAAGAGUAGUUACGCUUUUCAUAGCAAUCAUACAAAGGUAGCUAAAGAGGAAGGAAACAGUUUGACAAAUCAUCAAUUCUAUAGUACUAGUAGUAGUAGUAAUAAUGGAAAAAACGUUAACAAAAAGAUUAAUUAUAUACAGAAGGAAAUUGGAAAUCGAGAAGAAAAUAUGCCAAGCAGUGUAGAGAAAAGAAGUAUUGGAAAUAAAAAAAUAUAUGAACAUGUAGAAAAUUUGUUAACACCCACAAAUUCAUUAAAAAGGAGUGAUUUUGUAAAAAAUAGUUUUGUGUAUAAUUUGUCUUCGAGCAAUUUAAAUGUUAUACAUCAAGAGAACAAUUAUGAUAGUGAAAGUAGAAACAACAACAACAUUAGUAAUGUUAGUAACGUUAAUAACAUUAGUAACAUGAUUAGUUCUAGUAAUAAUGACACAACGAAAAUGAAAAAUGCUAUUAAUAAUAUGAAUGCUGGUGGAAACACAUCGUUUCAGGAUCAAACCUUGAAAGACAACAAUGACUGUAAAUUUUAUAACAGCCAUAACAAGCCUAUAUCAAGUGUAGGAAAAAAUGUAGAUAAAGACAUGAAUCUAAUGACAAUUAAUUCAAACAUGAAAGUGAGUAUUACUAGUAAUGGAAGUAGCAAUAAUAAAUUAUACUAUGGAAACAAUAAUAGCAUUGGUUAUAAUAAGUUACAUAACACAUAUAAUAAUAUUCAUAAUACAUUGGUAAAAAAUGCAGAUUUUGAUAUGUACCAAAGGGGAUAUGGUUACAAUUUUAAUAAAAUAAGAAUGGGACAUUUAUCAGCUUUAAGAUUGAAGGAGGUUGGUUUAAGAAGUUUUGAUGAUCAAUAUAUUGAUAAGAGAAAAAAUUUUCACUUACGAGUUUAUGGUAAUAAAAGCAAAUUAUAUUAUGGGAGAAAAGAUUUACAUAGAUAUAAAAAAAGAUCAAUGAAAUAUUAUUAUCAUUCUUUGGAUGAUUCUGCAGUUUAUUACAAACCUAUAAAGAAGAAAACUUUUGAUGCUUGCAAUAAUAAAACAUUUGGUGAUAAUCAUGCCAAUGGAUGGAGUGUUGAAGAAAUGUUUAAAUUGAAUGAAGAAAAAUUUGGAAUUCAUUCAACAUAUAAUAUCGAGGACUACACAACUCCUUUAGUAUAUAAUGAAGAAUGUCUAAAUAUAUAUAAUAAAGGCUCGUUAAUUAAAAAUAAUUUUAAGCAGAGUGUGCAAAAUAGUAAAAGCGUAAACAAUUACCCUAUCAAAAUAAAUGGCGCUGUGAGUAGCAGUAGUACGGAGAAUAACAACAACUACAACAACCAUGACAAUAACAAUAACAAUAACAAUAACAAUAACGAUAACGAUAACGAUAACGAUAACGAUAACGAUAACGAUAACGAUAACGAUAACGAUAACGAUAACGAUAACGAUAACGAUAACGAUAACGAUAACGAUAACGAUAACAAUAACGAUAACAGUAAUAAAAAGAAUCGGAUGUAUAAUGAUUGUUACCACAAAAACUGUUCGCAUUCAAAAAUGGGUGAAUAUGUACACGGCAAGGAGAUCUAUCCCGUGCUGUAUAAUAGGAAGAUCGAGGCAUCAGCAGCUAGUAUACCGUUAAAUUUGGUUAAAGAGAACUAUCAUAACAGUAAUAGUAAUGAUAAUAGAAAUAAAGGUAGUAAUAAUAAAUUGGAGAGAGAUAAUGGGCUUUUUUGUUUGAAAGAUGGCGUUGAAAGUACAAGGAAGAGUAUCAGUAAUGCUAGCAGUGCUGUUAGUAAUAGUAGUAGUAAAGGAAAUAAUUUUUUUUCAAAUGAUUUAGUAAAAAAUAACUUAACACGAAAUAUGAGUAAUAUGAACAAUAUUUACCCGGAGGAAUGGCUGGAUUUUACAGGUUCCGAGAUAGGAGGCAAAGGGAAUAGAGGUGAUAACAUUAUUUGUGAUCCAUUUAGCGGUCAUGUAAUGAAUGGUGUUGAUAAUAAUAUGCCUGUUAAGUUGAAGUCGUUUGUGAGCUCUAUGGAAGGUAAUGGGAAGAAAGGAAACGCGAACAAUAAUAUAAAUAACUAUAACAGUAAUGAACAUUAUUAUAACAGUAGUAAAAAUUAUAUCAAUAACAAUAGUUAUAAUAGUAAUAAUAAUAAUUAUAAUAGUAAUCAUAAGGGUAUUAAGAGCAGAAACGGUGAUAAGAUGAACGAUUUGAAUUACUCCUUAACUGGUAAAGCAGACAGAUGUGAGAAAACAAAUAUGCCAUCAAGUGCAACUUAUAAGAAUAAUAAUAAUAAUUAUGACCUACAUUACGUGAAGGUGAGAAAAGAUAAUAAACUAGUUAAUAAAAUUAAUAAAUCGGAGUAUAGAAAUAAUUUCUUAGCAAACAUUAAGAAAGACAUGCGGAAAGGAUGUAAUGAUGAAAUAAAAAAGUGUGACUACAGAAAUUUGCAAAAUAAUAUUCAUGUUAGUUCUAAUGUAAAUAUUGAUUUAAAAAAAACAAAUAAAAUAAAAGGAAACAGGAAUUUAAUUGAAAAAGGAGAAAUUUGUAAUUUAAAUGAAGAGGAUGAGGAAGAAAGUUUACAAGAGAAGGAAGAAGUAAACAGUAAAAGAGUAAAUCGUGGCAAAGCAAAUUACAGUAAAGUAAAUAAUAGUUUUGAAAGGAAUGUAAAGGAUAGUAGCGCUUCGGGAAAAUACUUAUUAGAAUUAAUUAGGGGAACAAAUAAAUUAGAAUUAACAAAAGAAAACAUUUUAGAAAAAAAUUGUAACAGUACUAUGCAAGAGAUAAUGUUAAGUAAUAAUGUCAAAUGUUUUAAUGAAAAUGCUUUAUUAUGUAAAUAUUAUAACAAGAAUAACUCAAAAAUUAGUACCUGCCAAGAGAUGUUGAAAUAUAAGGAAAAUUCUUACAAUGAUGUUCUGAAAUGUACCAAUCACAAUGGUGAUAUAUCAAGUCAUAAUAAUUUAAAAAUUGAAAAGAAUAACAUAAGGAAUAAUGUUAAUAAUGAAUAUAAUUAUAAUAAUAGUGGAAAAGAUAAUAAGAAAAGUCAAAAUUUUAAUGAAAUGGCUAUAAUGGAAAAGCUGUCGAAGCAUCUGAACAGUUACAACCCAUAUGAGUAA